This is a messenger RNA of Polistes canadensis, 2832 nucleotides long. It is a transcript of the gene mamo, whose product is annotated as sal-like protein 3. Gene Ontology annotation, molecular function: protein binding. The transcript has 4 exons. The record is from RefSeq and is a predicted model, not a curated record. Bases 205 to 2772 code for a protein of 855 amino acids. Gene Ontology annotation, biological process: regulation of transcription by RNA polymerase II. Gene Ontology annotation, cellular component: nucleus. NCBI's taxonomy places the organism in Eukaryota, Metazoa, Arthropoda, Insecta, Hymenoptera, Vespidae.
UCUUAAUAAGAUCGAUGUGUUAUGUCGGUAAAGUGUGCGCGGCGGGCACGGUAGGUUAGUUGACCGCGGGGCCGAGCGAGCGCUGAGCUGACAGUAGGCCGGCGACGUCACAGUGGGCCGGUUGAGCCUUCCUUCGUUCGAUUCAGGCAGGCUCUUCUAUUCGUUUUACAUGUAGCAAGCAGGGUCGCGGGGUGCAGUUCAGACAUGGGAAGUGAGCAUUACUGCCUGAGGUGGAACAAUCAUCAGAGCAACUUGCUGGGUGUGUUCAGUCAACUGCUGGAGUCUGAGUCGUUGGUGGACGUGACACUGGCGUGCACGGAGGGACCAUCGAUACGCGCCCACAAGGUAGUCCUCUCCGCGUGCUCCAGCUACUUCCAGGCCCUGUUCCUAGACCAUCCGAACCGUCACCCCAUCGUCAUCCUAAAGGACGUACGUUUCGCCGAAUUACGUACCCUCGUCGACUUCAUGUACAAGGGCGAAGUAAACGUCGAGUACUGCCAGCUCUCGGCACUUCUCAAGACAGCGGAGAGCCUAAAGGUUAAGGGUCUAGCGGACAUGACAAACAUCAAUGCUGCGGUCGCUUCGCGAGAGGAACAACAGACGCAACAGCAACAAUCGCAAUCGCAAUCGCAAUCCCAACAACAAAAUCUACAGGCUCAACAGCAGCAACAACAACAACAAUCGCAACAACAACAAUCGCAACAACACGAUCGAAGCUCGGAGUGUUUAUUGCGGGAAUCAUCGCGAGAACAACACCAUCGAGAACGUGAUAGUAUAAAGGAUAGUAAUAGUUGCGGUGGGAAAGUUAACGAGAGGGAUAGUAGAAUCGAGGGAAACGUUCAAGGCGUCGCGACGGCGGCCUCGGCCGGCGCGACGACGUCCAGUCAAGGCACGAAAGAUUCUUCCGCCGAACAGCAACAACAGACACAGCAACAGCAACAACAACAACAACAACAAUUGCAAACGCAACAGCAACAGCAACAGCAAUUGCAAACGCAACAGCAAUUGCAAUCGCAACAGCAGUUGCAAACGCAACAGCAGCAACAGCAACAACAACAACAACAACAACAACAAAAUCAUCCGCAAGGAACGACGAGCGAUUCGGUCGAAGCCGUCGAUAUGACGGAUUGUCCAGUAUCACCAACGGGACCAGGUAGUCCCUGUCCUGGUCCCCUUGCUCUCGAUCGACCAAGAAGGGAUUCCGAGGAUGCUGCUAGCUUCGAAGAAACUAGAGGAUCCCUCAGUCCCAUCUCGGUACACAGUGGUCCAUCCGACAUGAGCCUGAGCAACAACACCACUGGUACACCUGGUGUAUUACCUUUGAACUUACCGCAGAACCGACUUCCGUCCCCGCACAGUACCGAACCACUCGCAGGCCCAUCUGGUCUACCCCCUGUUCAACAAGUUCCACUUUCGUUGAAAAAGGAAAUGGACUGGGAAAGAUCGACCGAGGAACGGAGUGCAAGCAGUGAAAUAUCCACGGACUACAGACUCCCACCAGAUCCGGUGUCUUUGGCGUUGGGAUUGGAUGCAGGUGGUUGGGGUGCGUUGGUUGAAAGAUCGAGCGGUCAUCACCACAGCGGAAGUGGAACGGGUGGAGGUGCAGGGUUGAUCGGUCACGGAAGUUUCGCAAGUUUGGCGGGUUUGGCACGGCGUUGCGGAGUUUGUUUGGCCACGUUUCCGUCAGCCUGGUUGCUCGAACGUCACGCGUUGCUGCAACACGCUGGUCAAUCGAACGACGACAAACCGUUUACGUGCGAGCAGUGCGGUCAACGUUAUCGUUACCGUUCAGCUUAUGUUAAACACCGCGAGCAGAAUCAUCGUGCACGAUUGCCGGCCGACAAGUUAUUCACCUGCGACGUAUGCGGCAUGCAAUUCAGGUAUCUUAAAUCGUUCAAGAAGCAUAGACUGAAUCACGCGUUAGAAAGAUUGCAACGGGCACCUAGCGAUACGCAUAAUGCUGUAUUAACCGCAUCGCCGGUUGCGGAAAGAAGCGAUCAAGUGUCGAGUACGGGUGAACCUAGUCAAAUAGAAACGGGUAGCGAUUCUACUACUAAUCUGGGUGACGUCGAGGAGUCCAGGGGAAUAUAUUCGGAGAAUGCGAGAGGCGAGGAAAGUGUAUCGGAGACAACGAGUAUUCAAGAUAAUCCAGGGGAGACAAUGCUCGAGGUGCAGAUGACGGAAUCCGAGACCACGGCGAGAACAACGACAACGACGACGACGACGACGACGACGACGACGACAUCGAGUGGUGGUGGUGGUGGUGGUGGUGGUGCUGCUAGUGGUGGAAUUGGUAUUGUUGGUGGUGUUAGGACGUUAGCUAGUAUCAUCUCUCCAUCGGCAACUGGAAGCGAAAUUGGCUUGAACAUUGGCACUAGUAAUAAUACUACUACAACGACUGACGUAGUUGCGGACCCUGACGAAUCUGUCCUAGAUGAUGGCGAACGUAACGAAACACCGGACGCGAUGAUGAUAGGUUUGGCACGAACCGGACACGAGGCUGAUAGACGCGAACGACGUUUCGCGUGUCCCUUCUGCGGCAAAUGCGUCAGAUCUAAAGAAAAUCUAAAAUUGCACGUACGCAAACACACCGGUGAACGUCCCUUCGUUUGUCUAUUUUGCGGUCGUGCUUUUGGGGGUAAAAGCGAUCUCACUAGGCAUCUUCGUAUACAUACUGGCGAACGACCUUAUCAUUGCGAAAUGUGCGGAAAAUGUUUCGCCCGUGCCGAUUAUCUUUCCAAACACUUAACCACCCAUAUACAUCAGCGUUAAUGUCUCGCACGAUUAUUUCAUUCGAUUAGAUGAUUUAUCUUAUAUUUUUCUUUUUUUUCU